CUACCCUUUCUCUCUGUGUCGCCGUGCAGGGUUGGAGCCGCUGUCCCUGGUCUGGCACGUUCCCCUAAAUUUUUGUGUUAAAUUUGAUGCCCCUUUUUUAGAUUCUACAAUUUGCGACGGCAUUUAAAAUACAUACACAGGCGUUCCAUACCGGUGUUUAAAAAAAUUGUUUUUUUGGGUCAAAUAUACCCUUUAUCCUGUAAAAUGGCGGUGUUAAGCGGGUCGUCUGGGCCGGUUGCCCGGCUUGAGGGCCGUGAAUUCGAAUACUUGAUGAAAAAGCGCUCGGUGACUAUCGGGAGGAACUCGUCUCAGGGCUCCGUGGAUGUGAGCAUGGGUCAUUCCAGUUUCAUUUCUCGAAGACAUCUUGAAAUAUUCACUGUUAGUGAUGAUAGCACUGGUGGUGGAGACUUCUACUUGCGAUGCCUCGGCAAAAAUGGGGUGUUCGUGGACGGAGUGUUCCUCAGACGGGGUGCCCCUCCUCUGCAACUACCACGAAUGUGCACUUUCAGGUUUCCCAGCACAAACAUCAAGAUCACAUUCACAGCCCUGUCCAAUGGGAAGAGGGAGAAGCGCGAGGCGCCCGAGUCUCCAGUAAAACCAGUCCAGAUCUCCCCGCUCACCAUAAACAUUCCAGACAACAUCGCCCACCUCAUGAGCCCCCUGCCCUCGCCCACCGGCACCAUCAGUGCUGCCAACUCGUGCCCCUCCAGUCCCAGGGGAGCGGGCUUGUCCGGCUACAGGAUGGGUCGCAUCGUCAGCUCUGCAGAGCUACAGCUCAUAAACGACAACUCCCAGUCAGAGAACGACAAGGAGGCCUCAGGAGGGGACAGCCCCAAGGAUGAUUCCAAACCUCCAUACUCAUAUGCACAACUGAUAGUCCAAGCCAUUACGAUGGCACAGGACAAGCAGCUCACACUAAACGGAAUAUACACUCACAUCACCAAAAACUACCCCUACUAUAGGACUGCAGACAAAGGCUGGCAGAACUCGAUCCGUCACAAUCUGUCUCUGAACCGCUACUUUAUUAAAGUGGCCAGAUCGCAGGAGGAACCGGGAAAGGGCUCGUUCUGGAGGAUAGACCCGUCCUCAGAGGGCAAGCUCAUGGAGCAGGCCUUCAGGAAACGAAGGCCGCGGGGUGUGCCCUGCUUCAGGACCCCCCUCGGACCCCUCUCCUCCAGGAGUGCCCCAGUCUCCCCUAAUCACUCUGGAGUCCUCUCGGCCCACUCGAGUGGGGUGCAGACCCCUGACAGCCUAUCCCGAGAGGGUUCCCCUGUCCCCAUGGAACCAGAGCCUGCUCCGGCCCCGCCCCCUGCCACAGCAGUCCAGCCCAAACUAGCUGUCAUCCAGGAGGCCCGCUUUGCACAGAGUGCACCAGGCUCCCCUCUCAACAGCCAGCCGGUGCUCAUCACGGUUCAGCGUCAGUUACCUCAGACGAUAAAGCCGGUGACCUACGCCGUUGCCACACCUGUGACUACCAGCACCAACCAGAACCAGCAGCCCGUCAUGCAGACGGUGCACGUCGUCCACCAGAUCCCUGCCAUGUCUGUCACCAGCGUGGCCGGGCUCAGUGCCGCCAACACCUACACAGUGGCCACCUCCGCCAUGGUCACCCAGUCCACCAUGGUCACCCUCAAGACUGAGCCCCAGGAGAACGGAGACUACUCAGAGGCCAAAGUAAAAGUAGAAUCGGUUCCAACCAUCACCCAUGCCUCUAUAGGCGGUGGCAGUCGCAUCAUCCAGAAUACCCAGUCGGCCACGCCCUUACAGACGGUAACCUUAGUGCAGCAGCAGCCGCCCCUGGGCCUUCACCAGCUCCCCAUAAAGACCAUCACACAGAACGGCACCCACCUGAUGCCCAUGCAGGCCGCUGCAGCCACAGCUGUUGCGAGUCCUCUCCACUUGCUGGCCACUCACGCUUCAGCUUCUGCUUCUCUCCCGACCAAACGACAGAACGGAGCCCAGGCGGCCAGCGAUCAGCCCAACGCUAAGCGCAUCAAAACAGAGGAAGGGGACAGCGCCACCACCACCGCAACCCUCGCAGCAGACAGUGACUCGUUGGCAGCCGGUGACCAAGGCAGCCACCACAACUAGUCUUCUCCAACAACACCACCAUCUAGUUUUUUCCUUUCCUUCCUUUUAUUUCCCCGUUCUUCCAUUGACUCCCAAGGUGCCAAAAGGAGAAGAUUUUCAGUUGGGUUUAACCAUUGUAGAGGAUUGGAAAAUAUGACCACCCCUUUAAAAAGAAAAGACUAAAAGAAAAUGAGUUGAGAUUGAAAAAAGGACAACUAGGACAAGGAAGAACUCUAAUUUAAAGGUACCCCUGUGAGACAUCGCCACUGAGGAGGAGGAGGAUGAUGACUACUCCCAAGACCACAGGAAGCCUUAACAACAAUUAACCUUCAACAUGAUGAGCUGAACUUUGACCACCUGCAGCAAGCGGUCUGAAUGAGGCCCAUGUUAGCCCGGUGGUCGCGCGGCACCUCUGUCUCAACUACCUCAGUGCAGAUUGGGGGCCACGGCCAAGGGCACCACUCAACGGACCCAUGGGACGACUGGACGAAGUGACCAACUAGCAGCAUUUGAUGCAAACAUGACAUGUCAACGAGUGCAUUCAGCAAAAGGGAUCAAAACACUCUGAGCCAAUUCCUGGACCUUUGGCAGCUAGCCUUUCAUAUACUGACCUACCCUUAUUGCUGCUGUAAGUAGAUGAGCAGUAUUUGGUUGUUCAUAUGUGGACCGUUGGAUCUGUUUUGUAUGCAUUUUCAUUUAUAUAGGUACAAAAGUCAUAACAAUCAUUUCAAUAAAGAAAGCAUACAGCAGUGGGGUCAAUGACAUUUCAAUCAAUCCACCUGAACUUCAAAAAUCUCGCUGUUUGUUUGUAUGUGAACUUCUUUUCUGUUCAGUGAAACUAAGUGUAGUUUCUUUUUACAAUUCUAUCAAUGGAGUGUUUUUUUCCUGUCAAAUCAUAUCCAAAUCAAUUUGCUUUGUUACACUUGCACAGAUAACCAGUAAGAUAUAAACAUAUUCAUUCCAUGUGUAGUUUAUCAGAUGCCUCCUCGUUGAGCUUGCAUGUAACAGACUAGAGAAAAGUACCUGAGCCGUUAACGCUUGAUUCCUUAGUUGAAACAUUAACAAAGUGGGCCACCCUGCCUCUGUUUUUGGUAAGAAGCUGAGGGAUGGGCCUGGAUAAAUGGAACCACUCUCAAAUUCAGACUGAGCUAUGGAUGCAAGGACUCACCAUCCAUGAUAUCAAAAUUAUGGUUUUAACCAUGUUUUGAAGCUAUACUGUGCUUUACAUUUACAUUGUUUACAAACAUUGGCGUAGAACAAGUUUAUAUUCUGGAUUCUGAUGGGGUACGAGAGUUGAACUAAGCUCAUGAGACAUUUAUAAGUUAUUAUUCAAGAAUCGAUGGGUAUAUAUCAUUCAUUUAAAAGUCAAAAAAUGGAUGUAGCAACUAAGGAUUCUAGCUUUAACUGUAAAUUUAACAGAAGAAAAGAGCUGCUUAAAACCAGACCAGAUCUGCACUUGGUAAAAUGUUCGUUUUUUUCCCUCCUUUUUUGUUUUCUUUCUCCCUCGUUAUCCUUGGCUGUGGUGACUUUGUGGUGUGGACAGACCCUUUGCUUGAUUAUUUUAUUCUGUUCCGGCAACCUGACGAGUCUGUCUUCAGAUUGUAUAUGUUCCAAACUAAAGAAAAUACAAGUGAUGGAUAUUUGUUCUGCUUCAGUGGAUAAAUGCUUUUUUUUUAUUUUAUAUAAAUUAAUUUAAAACCUUU
Molecule: messenger RNA, 3773 nt
Organism: Coregonus clupeaformis (lake whitefish)
Lineage: Eukaryota; Metazoa; Chordata; Actinopteri; Salmoniformes; Salmonidae
Gene: foxk2b
Product: forkhead box K2b
Exons: 9
Coding region: 205-2091 (628 amino acids)
Biological process (GO): regulation of transcription by RNA polymerase II
Molecular function (GO): protein binding; DNA-binding transcription factor activity, RNA polymerase II-specific; RNA polymerase II cis-regulatory region sequence-specific DNA binding
Source: RefSeq, a predicted model, not a curated record